Molecule: messenger RNA, 219 nt
Organism: Bipolaris victoriae FI3
Lineage: Eukaryota; Fungi; Ascomycota; Dothideomycetes; Pleosporales; Pleosporaceae
Exons: 1
Source: RefSeq, a predicted model, not a curated record
UUUCUCGCUGGCACAUUGCGGCCUAAAGUUGUCGUACCACAGCUAACUGAAAAAAAUCUAUUGCUAGAGCGUCCCUUGGGGUCGCAUUGGCUGUUGCUCGUACGAACUGUUACAAGUAACAAGAAGGAUUCUCUUCUUGACGGGGACCACAAGGUCGAAGACUACUCGAUGUCCACGUCAGAAGAUGAUGAUCAUCGUGGGGCGCUGUUAAGAGUAUGA